AUGUCAGUCAUUCAAUUAUCACUAUAUAUUCAAACAUAUGUUAUUAGAUUGUUGAUUGAUUCUAACCUAAAUGAAGACAAAGACACUUAUAAAGGAGGCGAGUUUUGGUACAUAGUGUUUAAUGGAGAAAAGAGAAGACAACAACCAAUGACAAUCAAAAUGAAUGUGAUCGACAUUGCAUUGGUUUCAAAGUGGUGGUUAAAAGUGGUUCGAGAAAGAAGAUCAAUGUUUAUUAGUGGUCAUUUGAACGAUGCGAUACUCGAAUCAAUACAACAUUCAAAUAGAUACUCUAUCUUUUCAUCAAAUAGUAUACGUACUUUAAAAUGGUCAUUAAAAGAUAUAAUCAAUGUUGAUCUCUCUGAUCAACCAAAAUUUAAUUAUGAAACUAGAUUGAUACCACUAUUACCUCAACUACAAACAAUCAACAUCAGAUUCGAUGGAAAUGUGAACCUACUGGUUUUGAAAGCAUUAAAGUCGAUACAUAAACACUACAACAUUCAGAUCAACACUGACUUUGAUCUCAAUGGAGAACAUAAAGAACAAUCUAUGAUAAAAUGGCCAAACUCAUCUUGGGAAGGGUUUACACCUGACACUGUAUCAUUGUCAAUCAGAGACUUUGAACCAGAAACAUUUACUCAUCAUACCUAUCACAACGAUUUUAUCGAUAUAGUCAGGAUGCUUAAACCAGAAUCACUCAAUUUGUAUGCUAACCUUGAAGAUGUAAACCAACAUAUCAAUUAUAGUUAUAUAUUUAAAUACCUACCAUCAAUCAAGCAUAUCAACAUUGGUCAAGACUAUGUCGAGUUGAACCAUUUAAAAGAUUUUAUUGCAACUGCUACCCAAUUGGAAUCACUCAAAGUCGAUAUAAUAUCCACCACUUGUUUGGUUGGAACCCCUUCAGAUUCAGAUUUGGAUUCAAACUCUUCAAUUAAAGAUUGGGUUGGAUUUUGUGAUGGUAUAGCCAACCACAAGACUCUCAAACGAUUACAUCUUUGUGAAUACUCGGAAUCUCAAAAACGAGCAAUACAAUCAGAUCAAUUCACAACAUUCAAGUUGGCAUUUGAAUCUAUCUGGAGUAGUGGAAAGAAACCAACCAAGAUUGACUAUCUUGCAUUGGAUGAAUUGCCAGAAUUGAUGACUAACAACAUGUGGAAAACACUUUACAAUGUUAAUUGUACAUGUCACAAUAUCACCAAAUUAUUAUUGACCGAUGGAACAGUGACCUUUGACAUGGUUUCAUCUCUAUCACGUCUAAUUGCCACCACCACAACGAUUACAGUUCUAUCAAUUAGAGACAACAAUUUGUAUUUAAGUACAGACUUGGCAGAAGCAUUUAAAAAAAGCAAAACAAUCACAGUCUUGGAUGUUGGUGGCAAUUUUUGCUGGAGAAAUGCUGGAGAUGAUAAUGAUCAACGUGCUACUUUGUUCAAUGCCUUGAUGUGCAGUGAUACGGUACAAUAUCUAUUCCUCGAUCGUUUUUUGACAAACAAAAUACAAUCUUCCAAUUAUAAUUAUUUUAGUCAUUCAAAAUCAUUAAAAGAGUAUUCAAUAAUUGAAAACCUACAUGAUUUUGAAUUAUUCUUUAACAAUAGUUUAUUUAAAGAAUAA
Molecule: messenger RNA, 1608 nt
Organism: Cavenderia fasciculata
Lineage: Eukaryota; Evosea; Eumycetozoa; Acytosteliales; Cavenderiaceae
Exons: 1
Coding region: 1-1608 (535 amino acids)
Source: RefSeq, a predicted model, not a curated record